This is a messenger RNA of Prorocentrum cordatum, 2627 nucleotides long. The record is from the annotation of a GenBank genome assembly. NCBI's taxonomy places the organism in Eukaryota, Dinophyceae, Prorocentrales, Prorocentraceae.
GCCGCGGCGGGCGGGCUGGGCUUCGGAGGCGCCGGGCUGCCGCCGGCGCCCCUGGAGGAGACGCCAGCGUGUUCCCCGAGAGUUACACGCAGGCCAUGCACUGGGGCACCUACCGGCCUGGCGUCUACUUCGGGGUGCGCGGCCGCCACCCUGGCUCCCUGCUGCACGGCCUUGCCUGGGGCUCCCUCAGCGGCAAGGUGCUGCGGCACGAGUGCCAGUCGGGCGAGCUGCGGCGCUUCGGCUGGGUGGAGCACGACGGGGCGGGCUUCGGGCGGCAGGUAGUCGACGACGACAAGCUGAACUUGCGCCUGGAGACUGUUUUUGUCAAGGAUCCGGACCGCCCCCUCCGAGCCUGGCACACCCGCGUGACUGUGAGCUUGCUGGAGCCAGUCAAGAAUGCCUCCAAGGUCAAGCAGGUGUCUCUGUUCCUGUAUCUGGGCGUCGAGACGGCCAAAGGCAGGGUCUCUUUUUCCAGCACCGGCCACGACGACUGGAAGGUCGACGAGGAGCUUGGCAUCAACACGACCGCGAGUCGCUUCUCUGGCAUCGAUGGCACGCUGGGAUCUUUCAGGGGUCUCGUCGGGGCACGGUUCAAGAAUGCAGCUGGCACCACGUCGUCGCCGAAGCUUCGAUUUGUAGCCGCCAAGGUGCCGGGAGAGUCCCAGGACACCACCCAGCAAGCUCAGGACGGAGUGUGGAACGCCAACAAGCAUCUCAAGAAGUAUCUGAAGACGAGCCAGAGAUCGUCGGCGGUGCUCCCGAACGAAGCACCCACGGACGACUCGAACUGGCUUGCACUGCAGUUUGUCUUCAAGCCCACCGGGGAUUUCCAGGUGGACACGCACGUCGAUUUUGACGGUGCAGAAGACAUGGAUGACUCUGCUCUCCAGAAGCGGUUGACAUCGCUCGCCGAUCAAGCGUCGCUUGGCUUCCGAAAGAAGUUUGAGGACGUAUUCCCCCUGGCCGCCCCCUUCGCGGACGCGAGGCACAGAGAAGUCGCGCAUGCGGGCUUGGCAAAUCUGCUGGGUGGCCUGGGCUACUUCCACGGUCGUCUGCUCGUCAAGGGGGAGGGCGGCGGAGACGAUGGCGAGGACAGUCUCGAGCGCGCGCCGGCGGCCACGCUGUUCAGCACGGUGCCCUCCCGCAGUUUCUUCCCCCGCGGCUUCCUGUGGGACGAAGGCUUCCACGGCCUGCUGGUGGUGAGGUGGCAGCCUCGAGUCUUCCUCGACAUCCUCGGCCACUGGCUCGGCCUCCAGAGGGAGUCCGGCUGGAUACCCCGAGAGGUGCCGCUGGGCGCCGAGCAGGAGUCGAGGGUGCCGUUCCAGUUCCUGCCACAGGACCCGGAGGUGGCCAACCCGCCCAGUCUUCUGCUGCCGCUGGCGUGGCUCACCAGGAUCGCGUCCUCGGCGCCGGACGACAGUAAGGACCUCCUCCAGCUGGCAGAGAAUGCCGGGGUGCCAUCGGUCGAUGCGCUACGGAAGAUGGUGCUGUCCUUCGUGGGGCGGGCGCUGCCCCGGCUCGCGAGGUGGUUCGCCUUCCUGUCGCGCACCCAGGCCUCCGCCCGCCCUGGCGGCUUCCGCUGGGCCGGCCGGACCGCGGCGCACUGCCUCGCCAGCGGCCUGGACGACUACCCGCGCGGGCUGCUGGUCAACUCGGACGAGUGCCACCUGGAUUUGCACUCCUGGAUGACCUUCUUUGCGAGCAUGCUGAGCGGCCUGUGCAAGCAGCUCGCCGGCACGGGGGCACUCAGCCAGCAGCACCAGGCCGCCUGGUGCGGGGCCCCGGACUGGGCGAGCCGGGCGCGGGCUCUCAACGAGUCGAUGUUCGAGAUAUUCGCCCCUGCUAACGGCACGAUGCUCGCGGACUACCUCGGCAAGCAGCCGGUCUCGGAGCGUGGAGAGGUGGUGGUCGUGCCGCCCUGGCGGACGGACGGGCGCUGCGGCCGCGAGUUCCCGUCCAUCGAGGGGGGGCGCCAGGUGCCGGGCCAGUGCGAUCCGUAUGGAGGACCAGGGGCCCUGCUGCUCCCCGUCCGGGUGGUGCGGUGGGUCCCCGGACUUCUGCGAGUGCCAGGGCUGCAAGCGCGCGCUCAAGCUGGAGGAGCGCCGGGGUGGCCUGUGGAGCAGCACGCGCGAGAGUCACUCGCCGCACGUUGGGUACGUGUCGCUCUUCCCGCUGCUCCUGGGGCUCAUCCCUCCCGACAGCGCGUGGGCUCGUCCCAUCUUGGGCGCCCUCGACCCGAUGGGCAGCGCCGGCCUGUGGACGGAGCACGGCGUGCCGUCCCUGUCGACGAAGGACCCGACCCGCUGUACGGCCAGGGCGAGAACUACUGGCGGGGCAAGAUCUGGCACCCGGACUUCCUGGCCAUCUCCGCCCUCGAGCGCGCGCCACGCGAGGGCGCGCGGCAGCUGCACGGCGCCGUGCUCCGGGGCUUCGUGGAGACGGUGGUGAAGGCCUACCACAUGCAGGGCUACUUCUUCGAGAACUUCGACCCGCAGACGGGCCAGGGGCUCGGAGCGGCGCCGUUUACCGGCUGGACCACCUCUGCGGUGCUCCUGAUGGCUGGCCACAGCAUCGACCUGCAGUUCUUGCAACCGGAGGCCCUCCAGAUCGAGCCCAAUGAGCUCUAG